Molecule: messenger RNA, 9039 nt
Organism: Penaeus indicus
Lineage: Eukaryota; Metazoa; Arthropoda; Malacostraca; Decapoda; Penaeidae
Product: mucin-2-like
Source: RefSeq, a predicted model, not a curated record
AUGUGCUUUAAACGGUCCACAAUAGUCUGCUUCAGAAACGUCUAUUCCAACAAAGUCUGCUUCAGAAACGUCUAUUCCAACAACGUCUACUUCAGAAACGUCUAUUCCAAAAACGUCUGCCUCUGCAACUUCUACUUCAGCAACGUCUAUUUCAACGUCUUCUUCAGCAACAUUCCAACAACGUCUGCUUCAGCAACGUCUAUUCCAACAACGUCUGCUUCAGCAACGUCUAUUCCAACAAAGUCUGCUUCAGCAACGUCUAUUCCAACAACGUCUUCUUCAGCAACGUCUAUUCCAACAAUGUCUGCUUCAGCAACGUCUAUUCCAACAAAGUCUGCUUCAGCAACGUCUAUUCCAACAACGUCUGCUUCAGCAACGUCUAUUCCAACAACGUCUGCUUCAGCAAUGUCUAUUCCAACACCGUCUGCUUCAGCAACGUCUAUUUCAACAACGUCUGCUUCAGCAACGUCUAUUCCAACAACGUCUGCUUCAACAGCGUCUAUUCCAACAACGUCUGCUUCUGCAAUGUCUGCUUCAGAAACGUCUAUUCAAACAACGUCUGCUUCUGCAACGUCCACUUCAGAAACGUCUAUUCCAACAAUGUCUGCUUCAGAAACGUCUAUUCCAACAACCAACGUCUAUUCCAACAUCGUCUACUUCAACAGCGUCUAUUCUAACAACGUCUGCUUCAACAGCGUAUAUUCCAACAACGUCUGUUUCAGCAACGUCUAUUCCAACAACGUCCACGUCAGCAACGUCUGCUUCAGCAACGUCUAUUCCAACAAUGUCCACUUCAGCAACGUCUGCUUCUGCAACGUCUAUUCCAACAAAUCUGCUUCAGAAACUUCUUUUUCAACAACGUCCACUUCAGUGAUGUCUAUUCCAACAACGUCUGCUUCAGCAACGUCUAUUCCAACAACUUCUGCUUCAGCAAAGUCUAUUCCAACAACGUCUGCUUCAGCAACGUAUAUUCCAACAAAGUCUGCUUCAGCAACCAACGUCUAUUCCAACAAAGUCUGCUUCAGAAACUUCUUUUUCAACAACGUCCACUUCAGUGAUGUCUAUUCCAACAACGUCUGCUUCAGCAACGUCUAUUCCAACAACUUCUGCUUCAGCAAAGUCUAUUCCAACAACGUCUGCUUCAGCAACGUCUAUUCCAAAAACGUCUGCUUCAGAAACGUCUUUUUCAACAACGUCUGCUUCAGCAACGACUAUUCCAACAAAUUUGCUUCAGAAGCGUCUAUUCUAACAACGUCUGCUUCUGCAAUGUCUGCUUCAGAAAUGUCUAUUCAAACAACGUCUGUUUCUGUAAUGUCUGCUUCAGAAACGUCUAUUCCAACAACUAACGUCUAUUCCAACAUCGUCUGCUUCAGCAACAUCUUUUCCAACAUCUUCAGCAACAUCUAUUCUAACAACGUCUGCUUCAGCAACAUCUUUUCCAACAACAUCUUCUUCAGCAACAUCUAUUCCAACAACGUCUGCUUCAGCAACAUCUUUUCCAACAACAUCUUCUUCACAACGUCUAUUCCAACAAAGUCUGCUUCAGAAAUGUCUUUUUCAACAACGUCCACUUCAGCAACGUCUAUUCCAACAACGUCUAUUUCAACAACGUCUGCUUCAGAAACGUCUUUUUCAACAACGUCUGCUUCAGCAACGUCUAUUCCAACAACGUCUGCUUCAGCAACGUCUAUUCCAACAAAGUCUGCUUCAGAAACGUCUUCUUCAACAACGUCCACUUCAGCAACGUCUAUUCCAACAACGUCCACUUCAGCAACGUCUAUUCCAACCACGCCUGCUUCAACAACGUCUAUUCCAACAACGUCUGUUUCAGAAACGUCUUUUUCAACAACGUCCACUUCAGCAACGUCUAUUCCAACAAAGUCUGCUUCAGCAACGUCUAUUCCAACAGAGUCUUCUUCAGCAACGUCUAUUCCAACAACGUCUGCUUCAGCAACGUCUAUUCCAACAACGUCUGCUUCAGCAACGUCUAUUCCAACAACGUCUGCUUCAGCAACGUCUUCUUCAUCAACGUUUAUUCUAACAACGUCUGCUUCAGCAACGUCUAUUCUAACAAUGUCUGAUUCAUCAACGUCUAUUCCAACAGCGUCUUCUUCAGCAACGUCUAUUCCAACAACGACUGCUUCAGCAACGUCUAUUCCAACAACGUCUGCUUCAGCAACGUCUAUUCCAACAACUUCUGCUUCAGCAACGUCUAUUCCAACAACUUCUGCUUCAGCAACGUCUAUUCCAACAACGUCCACCCAACCAACGUCUAUUCCAACACCGUCUGCUUCAGUAACGUCUAUUCCAACAACGUCUACUUCAGCAACAUCUAUUCCAACAACGUCUACUUCAGUAACGUCUAUUCCAACAAACUGUUUCAGUAACGCCUAUGCCAACGUCUGCUUCAGAAACGUCUUUUCUAAAAACUUCUACUUCAGCAACAUCUAUUUCAACCUCUGCUUCACAACGUCUAUUCCAACAACGUCUGUUUCAGCAACGUCUACUCGAACGUCUGCUUCAGCAACGUCUAUUCCAACAACGUCUGGUUCAGAAACGUCUAUUCCAACAACGUCUACUUCAGCAACGUUUAUUCCAAGAACGUCUGCUUCAGCAGCAUCUUUUCCAACGUCUUCUUCAGCAACGUCUAUUCCAACAACGUCUGCCUCAGAAACGUCUAUUCCAACAAUGUCUUCUUCGGCAACAUCUGCUCCAACAACUUCAACAACUACUUCAACAACGUCUAUUCCAAAGACAUUUACUUCAGAAACGUCUAUUCCAACAACGUCUGCUUCGGCAACAUCUGUUCCAACAACUUCAGCAACGUCUAUUCCAACAACGUCUGCUUCAACAACGUCCAUUCCAACAAUGUCUGCUUCGGCAACAUCUGCUCCAACAACUUCAACAACGUCUAUUCCAAAGACAUUUACUUCAGAAACGUCUAUUCCAACAACGUCUGCUUCGGCAACAUCUGUUCCAACAACUUCAACAACUGCUUCAACAACGUCUAUUCCAAAGACAUUUACUUCAGCAACGUCUAUUCCAACAACGUCUGCUUCAGCAAUGUCUAUUCCUGCAACAUCUGGUUCAGCCAGAACAACGUCUGAUUCAGUGAUGACAUCUUAUUCAGUAAUAACAAAGUCUGUUCCCCUGACAUCUGUGGCUUCAACAAUAGCAUCUAAUUCCACGGAAUCCUCUUCCCCUAUGAAUAAUUUUAUAUCUACAACAAAAUUUAGUCCCACAACAAUGCCUCAUCCUAUUGAUGGAACAGCAUCUGCUCCCACAACAACUUCUAUCUCCACAACAAAUUAUGUUCCCACAAAAAUAUCUAUUCUCACAUCUGCUUCAAUAACAGCAUCUGUUCCCACAACAACCGCUGCUCCCAGACCAACUGUUCUUGCAACUAUACAUGACUCAGCAACGAUCGUUUCCACAGCUUCUGUUCCUACAACGUCUGCUCCCACAACAUCUGUUCCUACAACAGUGUCUGCUCCAACGUCUAUUCCUACAGCAUCUGAUCUCACAUCUAUUCUUAUAACAACGCCUGCUCCUACAACAUCUGUUCUUUCAACGUCUGCUCCCACAUCUGUUCCUACAACAACGCCUGUUCUCACAACAGACUACAUUCUUAUUCCAUCUGCUUCAGGAUCAUCUGUUCCCAUAGCAGCAUCUCUUCCUACAAAAAUGUCCGUUUCGACGACGAAGUUUAUUCCCAGAACAACUUUUGCUUCAUCAAAGUCAAUUCCUACAGCUGAGUCUGCUUCAGCAACAACGUCCGUUCCCACAACAAUGUCUGCCUCAACAGCAAAGUUUGUUCCUUCCCCCAAAAGAACAUCAGUUCACACAACCGCAUCACCUUCAGCAACAAGGCUUGUUCCCACAACAUUUGCAUCGGCCUCUGUGCCAUCAGCGAUGUUUAUUCCCACAACAUCUGUCCCUUUAAAAACGUCUGCUUCCACAAUUUUUACUCCCACAACAUAUGUGCCAUCAACGUCUGCUCAAGUAACUUCAAUUCCCACAACGUCUACUCACACAUAUUUUCCCUCAACAACAUCUGUGUCCUCGACAGAAUCUAUUUCCUCAGGAUCAUCUGUUUCCAUAGCAACACCCACAAAAUCUGCUCCAAUUACAACACCUGUUCCUGCAACAACAACGUUUAUUUCAACAAAAUCUGCCUCAGAAACAACGACAGCCUCAGCAAUAAUGAACACUCCAGUGUCUUCUGUGAGAUCUUCCCCUGCCGAAAUUUCUUCAGCAUCAACGCUUCACCUCAAAACAUCACCUGUCUUCACUACUCCUGAAUUCUCCACAGAGACUAAUUCAAAUACGAAGCCUGAUAUUGCUAACACUGACUAUUUUUCAACAGCUGGCGAGUCUCCCGGUGAUCUCCCUACCAAAGUCACAGCACCUGCUUCUACAUCACCGGCUACGGCUAUGUCUACACUAACACCUAUUACCACAACAACAUCUGCUAUAACUUUAACGCCUCUUCCCACAACAUUUAAUGCCGUAACAACGUCUGCUCCAACGACAGUACCUGCCUCCACAACUAUUGCUGCUGCAAAAACACCUGCUCCCACAGCAGCGCCUGUUCCCACAACAAUUGGUUCCACGACGUCUGCGACAAUAGCAAGAAUUACUCCCUCAACAGCUUUUGCUACUGCAACGGCAUCCUCCAUAACAACACCUGCUCCCACAUCAACUGAUGUUUCAAGAACAAAGCAUGCCUUCACAAUAACACCUGCUCCCACGGCAUUAACUAUUUUCACAACAAACACUCCCAAAAUACCUGCUCCCAUAACUUCAGAUGUUAUAACAUCUCUUGUGGCCACAACAACUCCUGUUCCCACAACUCCCGUUACAACAACACUUGCUCCCACAACUCUCGCUCCAACAACAUCUGCUCCUGCAACACCUACUCCCACAACAACUGUUCCCACAACAACAUCUGCUCCUACAACACCUGCUCCCACAACAACUGUUCCCACAACAACAUCUGCUCCUACAACACCUGCUCCCACAACAACUGUUCCCACAACAACAUCUGCUCCUACAACACCUGCUCCCACAACAACUGUUUCCACAACAACAUCUGCUCCUACAAAACCUGCUCCCACAACUCCUGUUCCCACAACAUCUGCUCCUACAACACCUGCUCCCCAAACAACUGUUCCCACAACAACAUCUGCUCCUACAACACUUGCUCCCACAGCAACAUCUGCUUCUACAACACCUGCUCCCACAACAUCUGUUCCUACAACACCUGCUCCCACAACAACUGUUCCCACAACAUCUGCUCCUACAACACCUGCUCCCACAACAACUGUUCCCACAACAUCUGCUCCUACAACACUUGCUCCCACAACAACAUCUGCUCCUACAACACCUGCUCCCACAACAACUGUUCCCACAACAACAUCUGCUCCUACAACACCUGCUCCCACAACUGUUCCCACAACAACUCAUGUUCCCACAACAUCUGCUCCCACAACAACUCAUGUUCCCACAACAACUGUUCCUACAACAUCAUCUGCUCCCACAACUGUUCCCACAACAACAUCUGCUCCUACAACACUUGCUCCCACAAUUCCUGUUCCCACAACAACAUCUGCUCCUACAACACUUGCUCCCACAACAACUGUUCCCACAACAACAUCUGCUCCUACAACACCUGCUCCCACAACAGCUGUUCCCACAACAACAUCUGCUCCUACAACACUUGCUCCCACAACAACUGUUCCCACAACAUCUGCUCCUACAACACUUGCUCCCACAACAUCUGCUCCUACAACACCUGCUCCCACAACAACUGUUCCCACAACAACAUCUGCUCCUACAACACUUGCUCCCACAACAUCUGCUCCUACAACACCUGCUCCCACAACAACAUCUGCUCCUACAACACCUGCUCCCACAACAACUGUUCCCACAACAACAUCUGUUCUUACAACACCUGCUCCCACAACAACUCCUGUUCCCACAACAACAUCUACAACACCUGCUCCCCAAACAACUGUUCCCACAACAACAUCUGCUGCUACAACACCUGCUCCCACAACAUCUACUCCUACAACACUUGCUCCCAGAACAACAUCUGCUCCUACAACAUCUGCUCCCACAACAACUGUUCCCACAACAACAUCUGCUCCUACAACACCUGCUCCCACAACAACAUCUGCUCCUACAACGCCUGCUCCCACAACUCCUGUUCCCACAACAACAUCUGCUCCUACAACACCUGCUCCCACAACAACUGUUCCCACAACAUCUGUUCCUACAACACCUGCUCCCACAACAACUGUUCCCACAAAAACAUCUGCUCCUACAACACCUGCUCCCACAACAACUGUUCCCACAACAACAUCUUCUCCUACAACACCUGCUCCCACAACAACUGUUCCCACAACAACAUCUGCUCCUACAACGCCUACUCACACAACAUCUCCUACAACACCUGCUCCCACAACAACUGCUCCCACAACAACAUCUUCUCCUACAACACCUGCUCCCACAACAACUGUUCCCACAACAACAUCUGCUCCUACAACGCCUGCUCACACAACAUCUCCUACAACACCUGCUCCCACAACAACUGUUCCCACAACAACAUCUGCUCCUACAACACCUGCUCCCACAACAACUGUUCCCACAACAACAUCUGCUCCUACAACGCCUCUCACAACACCUGUUCCUACAACAACAUCUGCUCCCACAACAACUGUUCCCACAACAACAUCUGCUCCUACAACCACAACAACAUCUGUUCCUACAACACCUGCUCCCACAACUCCUGUUCCCACAACAACAUCUGCUCCUACAACGCCUGCACCCACAACAACUGUUCCCACAACAACAUCUGCUCCUACAACGAUUGCUCCCACAACAACAUCUGCUCCUACAACACUUGCUCCCACAACAUCUGCUCCUACAACGCCUACUCCCACAACAACAUCUGCUCCUACAACGCCUGCUCCCACAACAACAUCUGCUCCUACAACACUUGCUCCCACAACAUCUGCUCCUACAACGCCUACUCCCACAACAACAUCUGCUCCUAGAACACUUGCUCCCACAACAUCAUCUGCCUCCUACAACACCUGCUCCCACAACAACUGUUCCACAACAUCUGCUCCACAACACCUGCUCCCCAAACAACUGUUCCACAACAUCUGCUCCCACAACUGUUCCCACAACAACUUUUCCCACAACAUCUGCUCCACAACACCUGCUCCCCAAACAACUGGUGCCCACAACAACAUCUGCUCCCACAACAACUCAUGUUCCCACAACAACUUCUGCUCCCACAACAACAUCUGCUCCUACAACGCUUGCUCCCACAACAACUGUUCCCACAACAACAUCUGCUCCUACAACAACUCAUGUUCCCACAACAACAUCUGCUCCUACAACGCUUGCUCCCACAACAACUGUUCCCACAACAACAUCUGCUCCUACAACAACGUCCUGGUUCCUACAACAACAUCUGCUCCUACAACACCUGCUCCCACAACAACUCCUGUUCCCACAAAAACAUCUCCUACAACACCUGCUCCCACAACAGCAUCUGCUCCUACAACACCUGCUCCCACAACAACAUCUACUCCUACAACACUUGCUCCACAACAUCUGCUCCUACACACCUGCUCCCACACAACUGUUCCCACAAAAACAUCUGCUCCUACAACAUCUGCUCCUACAACGCUUGCUCCCACAACAACUCCUGUUCCUACAACAAUUGUUCCCACAACAACAUUGCUCCUACAACACCUCACACCUGCUCCCACAACAACAUAUGCUCCUACAACACCUGUUCCUACAACACUUGCUCCCACAACAACAUAUGCUCCUACAACACUUACUCCCACAACAAACUGUUCCCACAACAACAAUCUGCUCCUACAACAUCUGCUCCUUACAACACCUGCUCCACAACUCCUGUUCCACAACAAAAUCUGCUCCUACAAAACCUGCUCCCACAACUCCUGUUCCCACAACAUCUGCUCCACAACAACUGUUCCCAAACAACAUCUGCUCCCACAACAACAUCUUGCUCCUACAACACCUGCUCCCACAACAUCUGCUCCUACACACUUGCUCCCACAACAACUGUUCCCACAACAUCUGCUCCACAACAACUGUUCCACAACAUCUGCUCUACAACACCUGCUCCACAACAACUGUUCCACAACAUCUGCUCCUUACAACAACUGUUCCCACAACAUCUCCUACAACACUUGCUCCCACAACUAUGGUUCCCACCACAACAUCUGCUCCUGCAACACCUGCUCCCACAACAACUUUUCCCACAACAUCUCCUACAACACCUGCUCCCACAACUCCUGUUCCCACAACAAAAUCUGCUCCUACAACACAUGGUCCCACAACUGUUCCCACAACAACAUCUGCUCCUACAACGCCUGCUCCCACAACAUCCUCUCCUACAACAACUCCCACAACUCCUGUUCCCACAAUAACAUCUGCUCCUACAACGCCUGCUCUCACAACAACUGUUCCCACAACAACAUCUGCUCCUACAACACCUGUCCCAACAUCUGUUCCCUCAACUUCUGCUCCCACAACAACUGCAACGGCGGGAGGUGUCCCAGAGCCAGCCGGUCCCAGCGAAUCACAGAGCAGGAGGAAUUGCAGCAGCAGAUAGAGCAGCAAGAAUCUGUCAUAUCGGACGCCGUGACGAUACUCCAACUCUUGCUGGCUAGUAUUCAGCUGAUGGCGGAGAAGACCCAGCGUCGUGAGUCGGGGACCUGGGUGUACACAGCGACGGGCGUGGGCGGUGCUGUUGCCUCAAGUGACGGCACGAGGAUCUGUGUCGUGGGCGGCCGACAGAAGAAUGCAGGGCUGAUCCGUAUGUACGUAGCUUUGUCUGUAAACGUGGUGAAGUUUGUACAUGUGCCAUGCCUGUCUACGGGUAGUUUCGAGUUCGUACUUGCGUGCACGUGUCUUGAGGUACUAAAGCCAGGCCAGCUCUCACAAGUGAGAGUGAUAGAGCCAAAUGCUAAGCCGCGAUCAGCUGAAGGCUGA